Molecule: messenger RNA, 2689 nt
Organism: Perognathus longimembris pacificus (Pacific pocket mouse)
Lineage: Eukaryota; Metazoa; Chordata; Mammalia; Rodentia; Heteromyidae
Gene: Tgif2
Product: TGFB induced factor homeobox 2
Exons: 3
Coding region: 162-881 (239 amino acids)
Biological process (GO): regulation of transcription by RNA polymerase II
Molecular function (GO): RNA polymerase II cis-regulatory region sequence-specific DNA binding; DNA-binding transcription factor activity, RNA polymerase II-specific
Source: RefSeq, a predicted model, not a curated record
UCCAGCCGCGAGCUGUCAGGCGGGUGUCAGGCCGGGCAGGUACGCGGCGCGCCCCCCGCCUGGACCGGGCGCCCCAGCACGCCGCGCCCCCACGCCGCCGAGGCCGCGCGGGCCGGAGAGCCGCCGGAGAGGCUCAGGGGUCCAGCGUAGCUGCCGGCACCAUGUCUGACAGCGAUCUGGGUGAGGAGGAAGGCCUCCUGUCCUUGGCAGGCAAGAGGAAACGCAGGGGGAACCUGCCCAAGGAGUCUGUGAAGAUCCUUCGAGACUGGCUCUACUUGCACCGCUACAAUGCCUACCCCUCAGAGCAGGAGAAGCUGAGCCUUUCUGGACAGACCAACCUCUCAGUGCUGCAGAUAUGCAACUGGUUCAUCAACGCCCGGCGGCGCCUGCUCCCAGACAUGCUUCGGAAGGACGGCAAGGACCCUAAUCAGUUCACCAUUUCCCGGCGAGGGGGGAAGGCCUCGGAAGUGGCCCUCCCCAGGGGCAGCAGCCCCUCCAUGCUGGCUGUGUCCGUGCCGGCCCCAGCCCCCACCAACGUGCUCUCCUUGUCCGUGUGUUCCGUGUCACUCCACUCGGGCCAUGGCGAGAAGCCUGUGGUCCCCUUCCCUCAGGGGGAGCUGGAGCCCCCAAAGCCCCUGGCUGCCCCUGGUAGUACACUCACCCUGCUGACCAGGGCUGAGGCUGGAAGCCCCACAGGGGGACUCUUCAACACGCCACCACCCACUCCCCCAGAACAGGACAAGGAGGACUUCAGUGGCUUCCAGCUGCUCGUGGAGGUGGCACUACAGAGGGCCGCAGAGAUGGAGCUCCAGAAGCAGCAGGACCUGGCUCCCCCAUUGCUGCGUGCUCCCCUCCCUCUAGUCUCCCAAAACCCCAAGUAGGCAUUGGCCACCAGGCUGCUGGGGGGGAGGGGCCCCCUCCCUUCUGCCCAGAGGGUUUUCUGCGAUCACUGCCAAGCAUCGGGUCAUCUCUGUCCAGAGGUCCUCAGCAGGAAGAUGCAUCGCGACCUCUGCCAACUGCCAUUGUCCAGGUCUCAGUCUGGAGACCCUGGUGCGGGAGACAGGCAUGGUGCUACUGCUGCUUCUCCAAUGUCCCUGAGAUGCCUCAUCCGGAUGCCUUUCUGGGCGGGGCUUGGAAACUGGUCAAGGCCAGGCUUUGGCUGGGGUAUGCCUCAUUCUCCGGCCAGGUUCGCACAUUCCGAGUGGGACAAGAGAUAACCCAGAGGAUGCCCCAGACCGACUCCAGUUGAAUGUUUAGGUUUUUGCUAAGCGUUUCCCUCUGUGCUGUGGUUUGUGCUGGGGGCAGUUACAUGGCGGGAGCAGGGCAUGGUCCAUGGUAAGCUGGAGGUGGCCCACCUCUGUGACUGCAGUGUAUAGGAAGGUUUUUACUUGGGGGACCAGCUAAAUCUCUGUGGCAGUGGGAAAUUCCAGAUGGUGGUUUUAUUGUUAGUUUGGUUUACCAAAUAAGGUGGCGGGGGUGGGGUGGGGAUGAAGAAAACCACAGCGGACAUUGGCUUUUCUGCACCAAGCACAGAACAGGGGAGUCCCCAAAUCUAGUGCUGAGAUGUGUAGAGCAGAAGAGAAAACCAGAGGGGUUUGUUUUGUUUUACUGUAUUUGGGGUGAGGGUUAGACUGAAGCCUAUGGGCAUAAUUUUCUUUCUCCCUUUUCAAUGUUUUCCCCUUCUGCUGUGAAGGCUUUUCCCGCAGCCUAGCUUUUGGAUUCCUUUAGGAACUUGGGGCUGGAACAUCAGCUCCCCAUGUCUGUUACUUGGGGAGUGAGCCCUCUGCUAGCAAGGAACCCUGUGCAGCCACUGCAGUAGGCACAGCCACGUGGAAGCUUCUGGAGGGCCGGCAGGGGCCUGGGCUCUACCUUCAGAGGAGACUGGACUGGAGGUGGGAUGGGUAAGCUCAUCUUGGGGGCUCUGAGUACUUUGCUUUCUUGCACCCUCCUUCAAAUUGGAGCUGCCAAGGCCCUGCCUAAAUGACCCAACAAAUAGAUCACAGUUGAUCUUCAGCUUCCCUCCCUCCUUAUUUUGCUGUUUUGUUGCUGAUAGUGUUCAACAGCAGUAUACCCCAUCUUUAUAUAUCCUAAGAAACACUAAUCCUAGGUCUUUUACUAGCCAAAAUAUUUCUGUUCUGAGUAACAUCACUGGGCCGGAAGGUUUGUGAGGGCCCCUGACGUGUGGAUUUCCAGAAGCUGGUAGGUUGGGUGUGAAGGGAAGGGAUUCCUGGGUACUGAUUUGGGUGGGCCUAGGCAGGGAGGACCCUGCUGGCCUCAGGGGCUCCCCCACCUCUCCUUACUGUGGGAUGGAGAGUUCUGCCUGCCUCCCUCUUCCUUGUACCCCAGGGGAGCAGAUCCUCACCCUCCUGUGGGGGAGGUUAGCACAGAGCUUGCAGCCAUGCCUGCCUGGGAGGCUGGAUCCUGUAGGUGACUUAGUGGCCCGACCGGGGUGGGACUUUACUUCCCCAUGGUGGUACAGGGAGCCAUGCUGCUGAAAUACUUGGCAUCCCCAUGGGUAUGAAGUGGGCAUGUUGAUAUGAGGCCGCCCCCACUUAGGUUAGGUCUGGUUGUAAGGAAAGCCUGGAGGAGCACACUUGUCCCACUCAGUUAUUUGAGCAAAAAACUACUGUAAAUAACUUUUUGUCUUUUGUCAAAUAAAGUUUUGUUUUUGUUUAAUUUUAAAACAGAA